CCAGAGGCUCCUCCCCGGUGUCACGUUGCAGCUGGCGGCUGCUGACAUGGCGGUCCCGGGGAAGGCGGAGGGGGAAGCAUCUGCAUGCCUUACCCCUCUCCUCUUUCCCGGGCCCUCCAUGUCCCCGAGAUUGCUCUUCCUGCUCUUGAGCCUGUCGUGUUUGGCUGGCCAGGCGGCCGCGCUCAUAGAGGGGCUGUACUGCGGCCAGCAAGUGUGCUAUGAUGUGCUGGGGGUGAACAGAGAGGCCAGCAGGGCGGACAUCGCUCGGGCAUACCGGCAGCUGGCCAGGAAGUACCACCCGGACCGGUACCGGUCUAAUGAGGACAAAGAGAACGCGCACAACCAAUUCCUCCUGGUUGCCACUGCCUACGAGACUCUAAAGGAUGAAGAAACUCGAAAGGAUUAUGAUUACAUGUUGGACCACCCCGAGGAAUACUACAGUCACUACUACCAUUAUUAUAGUAGGAGGCUAGCGCCAAAGGUGGAUGUGAGAAUUGUCAUCCUAGUUACAGUGUGCGUCAUCUCACUUUUUCAGUUUUACAGUUGGAGAAGUAGCUACAAUGAAGCCAUUAAAUACUUAGCAACAGUGCCAAAGUAUCGAAUCCAGGCCACUGAAAUUGCAAAACAGCAAGGUUUAUUGAACCGUGCAAAAGAGAAGGGGAAGAACAGGAGGUCUAAAGAAGAAAUCAAGGAGGAAGAUGAGGAGAUAAUAAGAGACAUUAUAAAGAACAAAAUAGACAUCAAAGGGGGCUAUCAAAAACCACAAAUAUAUGACAUCCUACUAGUCCAGAUUGUCUUGUUCCCCUAUUAUUUGUUCAAGUACAUCAACUGGUAUGUUCACUGGGUGUAUACGUUCAACAUCAAACGGGUCGAGUACGGUGAAGAGGAAAAACUCUACCUCAUCCGAAGAAACAUGAAAAUGUCACAGUCUCAGUUUGACACUUUAGAAGAUGAUCGGAAGAAAUUGUUUCUUGAGGAGCAGCUGUGGAAACGAGAAAUUUAUGAAAUCUACAAAAAAGAGCAAGAAGAAGAAAUGAAGAUAAAGAUGGCUUCAGAUGCCCGAUGGAAGAGAUACAGGAGGUGGAUGAAAAAUGAGGGACCAGGAAGACUAACAUUUGCAGAUGAUUGAUUGACAGGCUCGUUCCUUAGGAGAUUAUUUUCUUAAAAUAAAUUAUGAGAGAUUUUUGUACUUGCUGCACAAGAUAUGUCAUCUUAAACUUG
Nanorana parkeri is the source of this 1221-nucleotide messenger RNA. It is a transcript of the gene DNAJC25, whose product is annotated as DnaJ heat shock protein family (Hsp40) member C25. The transcript has 4 exons. The record is from RefSeq and is a predicted model, not a curated record. Gene Ontology annotation, biological process: protein folding. Gene Ontology annotation, cellular component: endoplasmic reticulum membrane. Lineage: Eukaryota; Metazoa; Chordata; Amphibia; Anura; Dicroglossidae. The coding region runs from base 47 to 1129 and encodes 360 amino acids.